CUUGUUGAAGAAUUUGUUUGCCAGUCGCACACCUUCGCCAGCACCUUCUCCAGAACCUUUGUCAGAGGAGGACCUCAUCGCGAUGGAGAGAGAUGGACUUGUCGGGGAUGAAGUAGAAAUGUUUGCGAAGCUCGAGCCACGUGAUGGCCAAGCCGUUGGUUCUCAUCUAGACCCUCCGCGCCUGCCGAUGAGGUUGGACGAUUUUUAUAAGAAUUUCGUGGAUUUCGGUCACGCUCAUCACCUGGAGAAUAAUGUCAAUCCCCAAAGCCAAAACUUCGUCCAGUUUCUUGGUAAAUUUCAGUCCGAGUAUCUCUACCGCACGUUCAACGGCAGGACUCCCAGGUAUAGUGAAUUAGUUGCAGCAUACGGGUUAAAAAAAGUAAUUGGCCGGAACAUCAUGGCAAGGAAGUCGCGUGCAAUCAAAGAAGGCGGACCUAUUUUGGGCGCCAUGGCCAGACGGGUACGCUUUCCCUUUCUCAUAGGUACUUGGGUAAAGUAGCUUGGUUUUUUGCACCGCGCUGAAAACGUUGGUGCGGUAUGUGUCUAAGGCGGCGAUGUAGGCAAGUAAGUAAGGCUUUGGAAGUGGUACGUCGUCGCCUCUAGUUUCCAUUCUCACUGCCACCAGAGAGGCGCGCAACCAUUGGCGCGCCAUCGAUCAUGGAAACGUGGGGCCGCCCUGCUUGUCUUCGGCUCCAGCGCGGCUCUUUGCCGCUCCUCGUCAUGUCGCUGACUCGCUUGGCGCCCCGCGCUCUUCCAGCGCCAUAAGCACCGCCAUCGCCGUGGCCGCGUCUUGCGACAAUGGGACGGACGCAACUAGCGCGAUGCGCGCGUGCCGCAUCGUAUCAGCCACACUGGCAGGGGCCAGCGUGGCUGCGCCGGGUCGGCUUCAUUAAAUCAGACCGCGUGUGUAAAGGGUUAUUCUCGGGCCGUCUAGAGAGGGGCCGCCCUCGGUUUUCGGAAGGGCUGGCACACCCGGUGUAUGCGGAAGCGGCCACGCCCGCCGCUAGGGUGCAUUCGAGUUUCGUGAUAGAUUUUGCCGUGGCGUUUCUUGAGUGGUAUGGCCACGGCGCGCCUAGGAUUUGACUCAGGCGUGCCAUUGUAGUGUCCUUUUUUGAAUUUGCUUCUACCUCUAUCGUGAAAAAAUUUUAGGUGCACAAAGACGGAAAUUUCGUAGGCGAGCUUGACUUCUAUGCGUGGCUGCGCGAAAAACGUGGAGGUGGAGGCACGUUUAUGACUUGUCAAAAAAUGAUAUAG
This is a messenger RNA of Amoebophrya sp. A25, 1254 nucleotides long. The record is from the annotation of a GenBank genome assembly. NCBI's taxonomy places the organism in Eukaryota, Dinophyceae, Syndiniales, Amoebophryaceae.